Dicrocoelium dendriticum is the source of this 1450-nucleotide messenger RNA. Lineage: Eukaryota; Metazoa; Platyhelminthes; Trematoda; Plagiorchiida; Dicrocoeliidae. The record is from the annotation of a GenBank genome assembly.
GAUAAAGAUGACUGUCUCGUCAACAUUUUAUGUACACAUGGUGACGGAAUGAGGCAACUGGUCCUGGAUGAGCUUGCAUCCUCGAUUGCAGGGGCUAUAAAGCAAUUUCAAGGGAAAUUGGUCUUUGCGACCAGCCCUUCCAGGAUCUUUGCAAUAUUGGAUGCUAGCUUAGUCGAACGUGUGUUUUGGUGCAUUUUAUGCACUGAAUUAUUGCAUCUCCAUGAUGGACCAUCUCUCUUAUCCUCUGUGCGAACUUCGCUGAAUAAUAUUGAUUGGACGCAUUAUUUCCGUCAUCGACACAUUUGGCUUGACCAAAUCCUCCCGGCGGGUCACAAUUGUGACGAUAAAAAUUUACCACUGGAUGUCAGACUAUUCGUCAAGUUACGUCCAAAGUGGAUGAUUCGCUAUACUAAGGCCGUUCAUGAGACCACGGUUCGUUGUUUGACUCGCCCAAUGAUGGUCAACUUCUGUAAUGAUGCCGCACUAGAGGCUAACCUAAUGGUCAGCAACGCAAUGCUGUUCUUGCUUCUACCUCUGACCCGGAAACCUUUAUCUCUGCGUGAUUACAUUCCACAUCCUGGAUUGCGUUCUACUUCAGCUUCUGCGUUGGUCAGGGACAUAAAGGAGGGCACGUUGUUGGAUCCCAUGUGUGGCAAAGGUGUGCUCUUAUGCGAAGCGGUCAUGAAAGCAUUCAAGCGGAGCAGAAGCGACGUUGCACUUGUCAAAUCUGUGCACUGCUUUCUGCUUGGCACGGAUUGCUCGGCGAAGCAGUUACACUGUGCUCGGGAGAAUUUAAUUCACAUCCAGACCAGUACGAAAGCACCUGGCUUCUCAUGGGACCUAAUUCAAUGUUUCACGGAAUAUCUGCCAUUUCGCGAUGGCAUUUUCGAUAAUGUUGUCUGUGACAUGCCUUUCGGAAAAAAGCAUGGAGUGUGCUCCCACAAUUCGGAAGUGUUGUCUACCCUUUCUCUCCAAAAUGCUUACACAAUAUGGCUGAGCAGUAUAAAACAAAAUCUUUGUUCCGGUGGAAAACUUAAUCUUCUUGUUGGCGAAGGACUCUCGGAGGUAGCCUCAAACGCACUACAGAAGUUGAGGGUGCAGUUGACAAGCUCGUUUUCGAUCUCGUUGGGUACUUCCAAAGCAGUGUUACUCAGUGGCUUUCGUUACGAUUCGGGAGGUGGGACAGUGCCUUCCGACACGGUAGCUGAUUCGUCCCAUUCCAUAAUUAGCAAAGCCUGUGACACCUGCACGGAGUCGAUCACCACUCCUACGUUGUGCUCAUCAAUGGAAGACUGCGACCCUCACAAACACUGAUAAAUUGUUCAGCUUCUGAGUUGCAUCUGGGCCAUUCAUGUUAACACAUUGUCACCAUUUGAUUCGACUUAUGUUGGGAUGUAAAAACGUAAUAAAAUUAUCAUGUUCCCGGUCAUUUGCUAAUACACCAUUUAGA